UUGCUGAUUCAAGCGUUCGAGAAGCCUCUGGUUGCGCUCUACCAUUCAUGCGCGUCGAAUGGGAGGCUCAGUGAACUGAAAGAUAAGUUAUUUCGUGCUGCUCAGGCAUCUCGAAGGGAAAAUGUUGCUAUGAACGAAAUGAUUGAAGAGACUCAUGCUAUGUUGGAAUUUGGCUUAACUCGUGAACAUCUUCAGAGUUUACCAAGAAAAGAAAAUUUUCCAAAGAAAGCUAUGUAUAACGUAAAAGAUGUUUAUCACAAGGCAUUACAGAUACAUGGCAGUGAACGUAGUUUGAAGCAGCGAAUGAAGUUAUAUCAGAAAUAUUUGUACCAAAAUCAAUUAUAUGAUGACCGAAAAGAAAAAAAAGAGCAAUCAAGUUUUCUCAGUGAAGUGAUUAGUUUCGGAUCAAAAUUUUUUCAGUGUCAGAUUUUUAACAGGUUUCAGGAUGCCAAGAAUGCUGUAACAAUUGCUCUGACUACAAAUUUUCUUGAUGUUUGUUUCAAAUUAUAUGGUGCACUUGUUACUGGAUCAAAAAGUUUAGCUGCGGAAGCAUUGCAUAGUUCCCUUGAUUUAACGAAUCAGAUUGUACUGAUGUAUGGCAUACGGUGGUCAAAGCUAAAUCCAACACCAGCUUAUCCAUAUGGUUAUGGCAAUGCGCGAUAUAUUGCUUCUUUAAUAAGUGGUUGUUGGCUUUUUGGUUUCGGAGGUGGAAUUUCUCUGUACCAUGGUGUCACUGGUCUACUUCAUCCUCACGCAAUUGAAUCUCCAACAUGGGCUAAGCUGAUCUUUACAGCCGUAAUCACUUUGGCAAUGUCUUUCCUUUUACAAGGGUCAUCAGCAUCAUAUGCUUGGAGAAAAGUACGACGAAAAGCAAAACAAGCCCGGAUGUCACUCUUUGACUACGGCAAUCUUUUAAAUUAUGUCCAUUUUAACAGAAAUUUACUUUCAGUAAGGACAAGUGGUGAUCCAACUUUAAGUGUUGUAUGUCUUGAAGAUUCUGCUUCAAUCCUUGGAAUUUGUAUUGCUGCAGUUUCGAUAUCAUUGAGUUGCUUAGUCGAGAACAGUGUUUUUGAUUCCAUCGGUUCAAUUUUGAUUGGUACAUUGUUAGGUAGUGUGGCUGCGUUUAUCAUUCGUAAUAAUGCUAUGCACUUGGCAGGAAGGUCAGUUCCGCAAGCGGUAAUCAACGAUAUUGUAGCACGAUUAAGGCAGGAUAGUGUGAUUAAAUCAGUGCAUGAUGUAAAGGCUGUUGGACAUGGAGUGGAUCACGUACGUUUUAAAGCAGAAGUAGAGUAUGAUGGGCGAGUCAUAACUAAUUUGUAUCUUUCGGAAUCAUGUCACAUUCCUUCUGUAGUCGAAGAAGCUAAGAAAAUCAAGGAUGAAGAGAGCCUAAGACGAUUUAUGUUGCAUCACGGUGAGCAUAUCGUAGAUCGUAUUGCUGACGAAGUCGAUCGAAUCGAGGAAGUUAUUACUAAAAAACAUCCAGAUGUCAAGCAUGUCGAUCUGGAACCCCUGUAA
Messenger RNA from Thelazia callipaeda (thelaziosis nematode), 1515 nucleotides. Lineage: Eukaryota; Metazoa; Nematoda; Chromadorea; Rhabditida; Thelaziidae. The record is from the annotation of a GenBank genome assembly.